GAGGAAUUCCGGUAAAACGAAUCGACGGAGACCAGAACCUGAAGGAAGCCAAAACGAGCUCUUACCGCAACAAGAAAAAGGGAAUCCCAAAGCAUAAUCGUGAAGGAUUGCCUUAUUAUUCCCACGACAUUCCUUGUGAAUUUUUUUUGCUUCGUAUUCAAAUCGACAUUAUGCUGAAAACGGUGGACUUCAGCGCUCUGGAUCUGCUCUGCGCUCAAACGUUUUCUCUGGAGGGACAAUCUUCCCCUCAGAAUCAACCUGAUGCUGCUCUGGGUCUGUUGAAGCCGAAAGCAGAGCCGCUGGACGCCGGUUUCCCCGAUUGCUCCAGCGACGGGUUCCCUCCGUCUCCGCAGAGCUACACCGGCAGCUUCUACACGGAGACCGGCCCGUACAGCCCGGACGCGCUUCUCAACCUCCUCACGGAGAUCGUCGGCAUCUCCACAGCUCCCGAUUACCUCCCGGGAAUGUCUCGUGGGAGCACGCUCUCACGCCAGGAGUCGCUGUUAUCCACCGGGAGCUCGCUGGGAUCACCGGAAUCACUCUGCAACGACUCGUCGGAUGAGUUCGCGGACGCGAGUGCGCAACAGUUCACGAUUAAGAGCGAGUUUGGGACGAGUUGCAACAGCGGGGAUCUUUUCGAUGGCUUCGUUCCUUCUUCUCACGAGCCUUCGGACCUGGAUGACAUCAUUGACCUGCUCUCUCCACUGGGUCCCGAGACGGACUUGAUUUUGGACACGUGGAUCAAGCAAGAGCCCUUGGAACCAGCAAGCGCGCUUAACUUUUCACCGAGCUUCCAGAUUCCCGCGACAGCUGCAACUUCCCAUGAAAACAGCCUUUACAGGAGCAUCGCGUUCCCGGGAUUCGGCUGCGCAACGACCGCGCUCGCCGACGCGCUGGACUCGCUUCUCUCCACCAACACGCUCACGCAAAGAAGCAAACCGCGCGCCAGGAAAGGCGCGCCCCGCGAGAAGCCGUUCUCCUGCCCGAUCGAGAACUGCGAGCGUCGCUUUUCCCGCUCAGACGAGCUCAAUCGCCACGUGCGCAUUCACACCGGACACAAGCCUUUCCAGUGCCGCGUGUGCCUGCGUUGCUUCAGCCGCAGCGACCAUCUCACCACUCACAUGCGCACGCACACCGGAGAGAAGCCGUUCUCCUGCGACGUGUGCGGGCGCCGCUUUGCGCGCAGCGACGAGAGGAAGCGGCACGGUCGCGUGCAUCUCAAACAGCGCGAGAGGAUGCAGCAGAAGACUGAGCUUCUCGCCGCGUGCGCGUUCGAGCUCCAGUGCGCGUGAGCGCCAGUUCCCUCUCAAGCGGUUCUGGCCGUUCUGGAAAGUUUAUGUCUCGAGCGCAACGCGGUUCAGUGCAAGAGACGCGACGCGUCUGAAGUGGGGCGAGCGUCACACGCGGUGUGAUGAUGCGUGAGCCUGGCAUGCGGAUGAAUGAACGCUUACAAACACUCAUUUAUUGUCUGCACAGCCAGACGCGUUUCAGCACUUCCGGUGGACAGCAACACAAACUCUCCGUUGAGCGCGCGCACGCGAUGGACAGGUCGGAGAGGCUGACGACUCGAACCUCGUGUUGUUCCGGAAGUCUGCAUGUCUUGAUGUAAACGUGCACUUGUUUUACCCUGCUGUGGCAUGCAACACGUGAUGUCCGGUUUAACUUGUAUUUUGAUACAUCACUUUAUAAAGCACACGAGAAGAGCUCUAUAUAUUUGUACGUUAUUGAUUGUAAUUUUUGUAUCGUUGAUGAUUUUCAAGAGAGUAUUGAAACAAAUCUAUCUUAUAGGUUUUCAUAAGUGAUUGUAUUCCACUUUCGACAGUAGAAUGUGUUCGGUUGGUUCUUGGGAACCUGAUGCGCUAACUAUAGAGUAUUUAUUUAAAACUUCAACAUCGUAGUUGAGUUGCAGUAGCACACUUGGAUGUGCAGAAUCACUUCCGGUUUCUUCUGGAAUCGCUGUUGUCGUCUAUUUGCCUUUGGAAACUGUUCUCGUGCAAUGAAACGCUGUUACAGUAAAUGCCUUGUGGAUAUUUGAGGCUAUGAAUGUUUCAAAUAAAACUCUAUUGACAUUA
This is a messenger RNA of Pimephales promelas (fathead minnow), 2072 nucleotides long. The record is from RefSeq and is a predicted model, not a curated record. NCBI's taxonomy places the organism in Eukaryota, Metazoa, Chordata, Actinopteri, Cypriniformes, Leuciscidae.